AUGAAGGAAAAGAAUAGUUGCAUUGUAUAUUUUCAAUUCGUUCUUUUACUUUUGCUACCUUUGUUUUCAUCUCCAGGAGUUUGUUAUGCUCAUGUAACCCACCACACAGUCAGCAGCAAUGGACCUCUCACUAAUGCUGAAGCUCACUAUAUCAAGCAAAGGCAGCUUUUGUACUACAGAGAUGAGUUUGGGGAUAGAGGCGAGAAUGUGACGGUUGACCCUUCACUUGUGUUCGAAAAUUCAAGGCUGAGAAAUGCGUACAUUGCAUUACAGGCAUUGAAACAGGCUAUUCUUUCAGAUCCCCAAAAUUUAACUGCUAAUUGGGUCGGAUCUGGUGUCUGUAACUAUACUGGAGUAUUCUGUGCUCGCGCACCAGACAACCGUACUAUUCGUACAGUUGCUAGCAUUGAUCUCAACCAUGGUGACAUUGCUGGGUAUCUCCCUGAAGAACUUGGCUUACUCACAGAUCUGGCCGUUUUUCACAUCAACUCCAACAGGUUUUGCGGUACCCUGCCGAAAAAAUUCAAGAACUUGAAGAUACUCUUUGAAUUGGACAUAAGCAAUAACAGGUUUGCUGGGAAAUUCCCUUAUGUUGUGCUAAGUUUGCCCAAGUUGAUAUAUUUAGAUAUACGAUUUAAUGAAUUUGAAGGAACUGUGCCUUCUGAACUGUUUGACAAACCUUUGGAUGCCAUCUUCAUCAAUCACAACAGAUUUGCCUUUGAAUUGCCUGAUAAUUUUGGCAAUUCUCCGGUAUCUGUGAUUGUAUUGGCUAACAACAAGUUCCAUGGUUGUGUUCCUGCUAGUCUUGGUAACAUGAGCAAUUUGAAUGAGAUUAUACUGAUGAACAAUGGAUUGAGGUCAUGUUUGCCACCAGAGAUUGGGCUUUUGAAGAAUUUGACGGUGUUUGAUGUGAGUUAUAAUCAGUUGAUGGGGCCUUUGCCAGAUAGUAUUGGAGGAAUGGUGAGUUUGGAGCAGUUAAAUGUGGCUCAUAAUUUGCUUACAGGGAGUAUUCCACAGAGUAUAUGUCAGUUGCCAAGGCUUGAGAAUUUUACGUACUCGUAUAACUUCUUUACUGGUGAGCCACCGGUGUGUUUGGCGCUGCCGGAAUUUGAUGAUCAACGGAAUUGCUUGCCCAAUAGGCCGGCUCAAAGGUCUGCUGCUCAAUGUCAAAUGUUCUUGUCUAAGAGAAUUCAUUGUGGUGCUUUUAAGUGUCAUCGGUUUAUUCCAACUUUGCCAUCACCUCCACCGCCUUCACCGCCAAUGCCGGUGCCUUCACCACCUCCUGCCCCAGUGUUUAUACCUACACCGGUCUCCAAUCCCCCUCCUCCUCCGCCAUCUCCUUCACCUCCGCCUCCGGUUUCCUCUCCACCACCACCUUCACCUCCACCACCUGUUUACUCUCCUCCCCCUCCACCAUCGCCCCCUCCACCCGUUUAUUCGCCUCCUCCCCCUCCUCCAUCGCCACCUCCACCUCCACCACCUGUUUAUUCGCCUCCUCCCCCUCCUCCAUCGCCACCUCCACCACCACCACCGGUUUAUUCUCCUCCUCCCCCUCCUCCAUCUCCUCCACCACCAUCACCACCUCCACCACCUCCUCCAUCCCCUAUUCCUUAUUGCGUACGGUCUCCACCACCACCGCCGCCGCCGCCUCCAACUCCACAUUCCCCACCACCUCCACUUUCGCAUUCCCCCCCACCAGCUCCCUACUAUUAUAGCUCACCACCUCCUCCGUCAAUGCAGUCACCACCACCUCCACCACCUGUAUACAUCUAUGCAUCACCGCCUCCUCCAGUACACUCUCCACCUCCUCCAACUAAUUCACCACCUCCUCCAGUGCACUCCCCACCUCCACCUUCACCGCCACCCUGUAUAGAACCGCCACCCCCACCUCCCUGUAUAGAACCCCCACCUGAAGAGCAGCCACCUCCACCACCACCUUAUGUUUACAAGCCCCCACCAUCACCUUCACCUCCCCCGCCUUAUCACUACAAUUCUCCGCCCCCACCAUCAUCAUCCCCACCACCGCCUGUGUACCACCAUUCUCCUCCCCCACCACCAUCACCGUCACCACCACCACCAGCUCCAGUAUAUGAAGGGCCAUUACCCCCAGUCUUUGGGGUUUCAUAUGCAUCUCCUCCACCACCACCGUUCUAUUGA
This is a messenger RNA of Fraxinus pennsylvanica, 2157 nucleotides long. The record is from the annotation of a GenBank genome assembly. Lineage: Eukaryota; Viridiplantae; Streptophyta; Magnoliopsida; Lamiales; Oleaceae.